CGAGGCGCUGCAGACACGUCAUGACGCACGACGUCACGCGGUAGCCUCGGGUCACGUGACCGGUAUUGCGAGGAAGCGGAGUCCGUCAGAAAAAAUCCUCCCGAGAUGAAUCGAGCAAUUAUUAACACGGUGUUUGCGCUGUUAUGCCUUUUAUCAGGUGUUUUGGGUGACAGUUUGACUGUUUUGCGCAGCCCGCAGUACGUCACCUUUCGGGAUGGACAGUGGCCCAUAUCAGGAGAAAAGAUCCCUGAUCUAGUCGCCCUGACCAUGGGCUUCUCCGUGCAUGAGGAUCUUGAUUGGCCUGGUCUGGCUGCCGGUUCGCUGUUCCAACGUCCACGAGCAAAUGCUCUGAUCGUCGUGCGUGGCUUGGACAGCCUCGACUUUCCGAAAAACAUUUCCUCUUACCCCCUCGAAAAUCCGGUUCCCUUCACCCUGGACAGUGUGGCAAACACGGUGCACACUCUGUUUGCUGACAGCACGCCUGUGGUCUUGCAGCUCGCCCCAAGUGAGGAGAGGCUGUAUAUGAUGGGAAUGGCCAACACCGUGUUCGAGGACCUACCCGUGACCCUGCAGCAGAUCCGUGGACGUCUGUCCAAGGACGGAUCCGUCCUCACGUCCCUUCCUCUCAUCUCUCUCAGUCGUAAUAACGAGGCCGAUCUUCUGUUCCUCUCGGAGGUUCAGGUGCUGUACGACAUCUCAGCUCUGUUGCAGAAACACAAGCAUCUGGCCAAAGACCCGGCUCCUGACCUGUACUCUCUGGAGCUGGCGGGGUUAGAGGAGAUCGUCCGGCGCUACGGCCGAGACUCCCCUCAGUUCACCGACGCCACCAGAAUCCUGACGUCUGCUCUGCAGAAGUUCGCAGACGACGUCGCCAGUGUCUACGCAAACAACGCGGUCGUAGAAGUUGUGACCGUGAAGACGUUCGAAGCCCCUCUGACCAGGAAGUCACGCUCCAUCCUCGAGUCCAAGCAGAUCAGUAACCCAGGCAGCCCUUACAAUCUGGCCUACAAGUACGACUACAAUUACGCCGUGGUCUUUAACAUUGUCCUGUGGCUGAUGAUCGUCUUAGCUUUAUCCGUCAUCGUGAUCUCCUACAACCUCUGGAACAUGGAUCCCGGAUACGACAGCAUCAUCUACAGGAUGACCAAUCAGAAGAUCCGAAUGGACUGAUGUCAUCCACCGCAUCACAUUCCAUUUCGUGUGUUGCAUUCCGAAUGCGUUUUAUUGUUUUGAUGUGUGCACCACAGUAUUUGCUUGUAUAAAUGCUUCAAUCAAACACAGAUAUAUCGAUUAUUUAUUGAUGGAGAAAUACUAAUUCCGAGCGACGUUUCUUAACCGUAGAUUUGCAUAAUGUGAAUCUACUGAACAGGAAGAUCUGGUGUUAGGAUGUGAAGAAUUGAAAUCGAACUCUAUUUAUUGUUUGUCGUUCACUUCAUUGUGCUGUUAUCCUUCCUGAAUACUAGAUAUGGUGGAUUCGCUCCAUUGCCGUGUACAUUUAAUAAACGUCGUUUUCGUUGAAUAUAACUAUACAGUAGAAAAUAAUGACUGUUUGUUGUGUACAAGGCCGUAACCAUUUCUUCAGCAUUGAGCAUUUUUAAUAAGGUAUAGAAAUAGAACGGUCAAAGAAAUGCUAAAUCUAAUUCUAGGAGGAAAGGAAUAAUUUGUAACUAAAGCAUGCACACUUUCAUUAAUCUGUAUGGCGAAUAUGGCGAAAACGCAAACCUUUCUUGUCUGAUCAAGCUCAGUUUCAGGAAUGACAUGAAUCAUGUAAAAGAUACAAAAAUGGCCAUAUUUUGCGUCAUUGCAUCACGAGACAUUACCGCCUACUCUGAUUUGAUUGGUCAAGACUUGUAUUAAUCAUUUUGACACUGACAACAGCAUUUAGACUGAUUUCCCUCGAUGUCUAUGGUGGUUACAGCCCUGGUUGUGUAUAGAUGUUGUGCAAAAAUGUACAAAUGUCAAAUAAAAAACUCUUAAAAUGU
Molecule: messenger RNA, 1982 nt
Organism: Carassius auratus (goldfish)
Lineage: Eukaryota; Metazoa; Chordata; Actinopteri; Cypriniformes; Cyprinidae
Product: renin receptor-like
Exons: 9
Coding region: 106-1170 (354 amino acids)
Biological process (GO): positive regulation of Wnt signaling pathway
Cellular component (GO): external side of plasma membrane; membrane
Molecular function (GO): signaling receptor activity
Source: RefSeq, a predicted model, not a curated record